AUGAUUCCAUCAAUAUUCAUUAUACUUGAGAAAUUACCUUUGAAUGAAAAUGGAAAAAUAGAUCGAAAACUACUACCACCACCUACUUUUGCACCAACAACUGCCAAUAUUGGUCGUAAUGUGCCACUCAACACCUUAGAACAACAAUUACAGGAUAUAUAUAGUCAAGCUUUCCAUAUUGAAUCCCCUUAUGUUGAGGUUCCUUUUGGUCAAUAUGGUGGAACGUCAUUGAGUGUUAUUCUUGCACUUACAUUGAUUCGUCAACAAGUCUCUAAUAAAGUUGACAUUGGUCUUUUAUUUACUAAUCCAUCUAUUCGACAAUUGGCUCAAGCAAUAGAACCUAUGUUAGUUUUCGAAGUACUCCAAGAGACAGCUUCGACAGUCAAUGAAAUUCAUGAAACACAUGAUCGUCUGACACCUUCAUUUGUCAUCGAAUCUUUAGGUAUAGUGCUUCUUGUUUGCCAGUGGUUGUUGCCAGUGAUGAUAAUUCAUCAAUGCUGUCCACUUCUUUUUCCUAUCUUACCAAUAUGUCAUCUUCUCUUCUAUGUCAUAUGCUCACAUCUACUUUCACCGCAAAACAUCAAAGAUGAUAAUGUUUUCUCUUGGAACUAUUAUCGUUGGUGGUUUUUAGAUCGACUAUGGAAUAACAAUACAUUUUGGCUACAACAUAUACUUGGUACACCUUUGUACAAUUGUUAUCUUCGUCUUUGUGGUGCUCGGAUUAGUGCCAAUGCACAUAUUUAUACCAUAACUAUUGAUGCUCCAUGGUUGUUAGAUAUUGGUGAUGAAACUUGGAUUGCUGAUAAAACGACUCUAAACUCUUUAUAUUACAAUGAUGACUAUACUUUUGCAUUACAUUCAAUUAAAGUUGGUUACUAUUGUUCAAUCGGUGCCCGAUCAAUUCUGUUUGGUGGUGUUGAUAUGCAAGAUAAUAUUAUUGUUCAGACUAUGUCAUCAGUCACUGGUUUCAUCGAAUCUCGAACGAUUAUCGAUGGUGACGAACAUAAAUCAGCUUCAUCAGACAUUUCAAUCACACAUAGUAACAGAUUAUUAUCUAAAUGGCACAAGAUCUAUCAAGUUAUUACAAUCAUCUCAUUGAUCUGUAUUCAUUGUACACUCUUAGGUAUUGUCUACAAAGUUUAUUCAGUUGAACAAAUACCACUACCGAUUAGUAUUGCUCUUUGCUGGACUUUGUGGUCAAUUAUUGCUUGUUUUGUCACUCUCUUUCUCUUAAAAUUUGUAGUCGGCUCCUGUGCUGCUGGCGAGACAUAUCCAAUUGGAUCGUGGUCAUAUUUGCAUAAGGUGUGGCUUCGUCAAUUAAUUGUAUCUAGUUUUUAUCAUGUCUGGCUACUACCAAGUAGACACGAUCAUCUUUAUCCUUUUAUUCUUCGUUGGCUAGGUGCUCAAGUUGAAGAUGAUGUCAAACUUGCCUAUAUAAAUACCUUCUUGUCCUAUCCAACAAAUCUGUUGAAAAUUGAAACAGGAGUCACUGUUUUUGGUUACGUUUUAUUAGUUCCAACUGAGAUGACACUUGAGGGUGACCAUCAUGUAGAUUGGAUAACAAUCGGAUCUUAUACAAAUCUUGGUAAUAUGUGUUCAAUUUUACCAGGUAGUCAUCUUUCAUCUCAUACUAUGGUUGGCAAUUUAACACGUAUCACUCGAGAAACGAAUAGCAACAAUGGAGAUGUUUUCAUUGGUGUUCCAGCUCGUGCUAUGCCAUUUCAAAUGCCCAUUAGACAAGCAACGGAAGAUCAAAUUAAAACUAUUCCAUUUUGGAAAAUUUGUUUUUCCCACUAUAUCAGUAAAUGUCUUCUCAUAGGCAUCUAUUGGUCGUGUGGACUUGUUGGUGGACCAAUCAUUCAUACAAUAAUUGUUUGCAGUUUCAAUCGAUGGUAUUCAUAUACAGAUAAUGAAAUAAUUGAACAAAUAAUAAGAAAACUACAAGUAGAUCAUGAAAUUUUUAUUUGUUCAUUUCUUGGCAAUACACAAUGGCUAAUUCGGUUAUUUCGAGCAUAUGGUGCGAACAUCGGCAACAACGUGAUUUUACCCGAUCUUUGUUCUAUUUUUGAUUACAAUUUAGUGACUAUUGGAGAUCAUGUUCGACUUCAUGUCAGUGCUCAUAUUAUGGUAGGUCACACUUUCGAACAGCGUAUCCUGAAACUAGUUCCUGUUACAGUAGGUAACUCGUGUAUACUUAUGAGUGGCUCAAUCGUAAUGUCGGGUUGUAAAUUAAUGGGUAACAAUCGGCUUUAUCCUUUUACACUCAUAAUGAAAAAUGAUUUAUUGCGACCGAAUACACAAUGGAAAGGACUUCCUGCACAAUCUUAUGUAGCAAAACCAAUGUUAUCUCGAUCUGCACCCGUUUGUGAUGAUAUUGUCAAAUGUCAACAGAAAUCUAAGAACUUUGAUCGACUGUCUUUGUGGUAUGAAAAAAUUUCAAUUAUCUAUACGGAUGUCAAUGAAUUACAAUUUAUGAAUUGGGGUUAUGCAGAUGUGGAUGAGCAUAUUGAUGACCAUACUGGUUACUAUUCGAAGAAACUUUAUCAACAAGUUCUUGCUAAUGUAACACUUACGGAUCAAAAUAUACUCGAAGUGGGUUGUGGUAGAGGUGCUGGUGCUGCCUGGUGUGUCCGUACAUAUACUCCGCACUCUUAUGUUGGAAUAGAUCCUUCUCGAAAUACCAUCAACCUAUGUGAACAACGUUAUUCAACAAUUCCUCGACUCUCAUUUAUGACAGCUGAUCCAAAAACCCAUUUACCAUUCCAAAAUGAGUCUGCGGAUAUUGUUCUUUCGAUUGAAACAACAAACGUUUUUGAUGAAAUAGUAGCAGUGAAGGAAUUCAUCGAUGAAAUUACUCGUGUGCUUACUCCUGAUGGAUACUUUCUCUGGUGUGGCUUGUGUAAUGCAGAUGGAUCAAGUGUAUUGAUUGAUUAUUUAACAGCAAAUAAUGUAUUUAUUAUUAAAGAGAAGAUCAAUAUUACAAGAAAUGUUCUUCAUGCACUUGAUAUUCAAAGUAACUCACGUGCUGACUUUAUUGACCGUUAUAUUCAGCCUCCAGAUCAAGAUUAUUGUCGUCUAUUGGCUGGAUUACCUGGCACUCAACUUUAUGAUAAUUUGCAACAAGGAUAUGCAGAAUAUUGGCGAGUUGUAUUCCGAAAGAAGAUAACAAUCAAUACACCUCUUAUUUAA
Molecule: messenger RNA, 3189 nt
Organism: Adineta steineri
Lineage: Eukaryota; Metazoa; Rotifera; Eurotatoria; Adinetida; Adinetidae
Source: the annotation of a GenBank genome assembly